AGCCAAUAGCAUAAAAGGACGGGUCUUCUGGUUGCCAUGGUUACGCAAUGAUUCAACGUCUGUUUGUCAUUUGAGUUGCUGUAAAAAGCUUUAUUCUAUUGUAUAUACUUUUUCUUCUUAUCUCAAAAUGGAUGGUAUUGGAAGUUUAGAUGUCAGGUGGAUACAAGGUUUUAAAAGCAAGAAUAUGGAAUUUGCCGACAAUAAAACAGUAUGUUAUCCAUGUGGGACUCAUAUCUGUUUCCUCAACCUGGAAACAAAAAUGCAAAAUGUGCUUCAGAGUCCUGGCAAAGGAGUUGGUGCAUUGGCAGCCAAUGGCAAUGAUGGGAUUUUUGCUUUCUCUGAGCAAAAGCUUUCCCCAUCUAUAUUUGUGUACAAUUUUCCUGAGUUUCAGUUAAAGAAUGAACUAAAAGGAACAGCGCAGCUGGACUACACAUCUCUCACAUUAAGUGAUGGUGGUACUUAUCUGGGCUGUUGUUCUUCUAUUCCAGAUCACAUGAUAACAGUGUGGAACUGGGAAAAUGCCGAGCCAAUUUGUACACAACCGAAAGCUGGGCAUGAUAUCAUUUCUUUGGUGUUCAACCCCGUGAACUGGCUCCAGCUUUGUGCUUUGGGCACUACAACCCUCACUAUCUGGAAUAUUGAGAAGAGUGCCAACUUUCACGUAUUGAAACCAAGUGUGAUAGAGCUUCCAGCAACUGAUGGUUCCUUUGUUGAGAGACUGGUGUCCACCUCUCGUACAGUCAGCGACGAACUGCCCUAUUAUGGUCCAGAGAUGCCUCCAACAGCCAUCUCGGGGAUUAAGGGACACACGGCAGAAAGCAUUGUGACUAAACUCUGCACCAAAGCCAGACUAACUCCUACCGCCAUCUGCUGGACAACCACAUCAGAGCUUUAUGUGGGCUGUGCUGAAGGCUUCCUGCUUCUCGUUGACACAGAGAGCCUCUCUGUCUCAGUCCUCUUCAAUCCCACGGCUGCUGAUGCCAUCCAUGAACUCAAACAGAGCAACUUUCAAGGUUUAACCCAUGACAAGAAUGGUUUGAUCACUGCUGGAAAGGAAGGUGUGGUGCACCGUCUGCAAAUCAAAGGGACUCAGAUCCACAUCACACACACAUGGCAAUUAGAAGGACCUGUCACUGUUGCCAUGUGCUCCCCUGACUAUGAAAUAUUACUGUUAUCUUCUAAUACAGGGCAAAUUUAUACACUGAACCCAAUCCAGUCAGACAAGAUGGUGAAGGUCCUGGAUGUUCUCAGUGGCACCGUCGUGGCAGCAGCUUUCUUGUGCACUGACAAGAAAAUUUGUGUGUCAGUGAGGGAUUCUGGAGAACUGCAGCUGUGGUCCCCUAAUGGCAUUCGUCUCGGUUCCCUGUCUCUUCAAACUGAGGUGACAAGUCUGGCCUGCUGCCCCAUUGCACAAUAUGCAGCUGUUGGAACAGCUUCAGGAAAUGUCCUCUUCGUUGACCUGAACAGGGAGCAGCAGCCUCGCCUGGUGCACCAGGUUCAUCUUUACCAUGUUCCUGUAGAUCACCUUGUUUUUGAUCAAGAGGGGCACUACCUUCUCACUGGUGCUUCAGAUUCACAUAUCUAUGUGCUACAUGCAAAGCCAUCAAAGAGGUUUUCAGUCAUAGGAUACACAGUUGUUCCUGGACCCAUUUUAUCACUUUCCACUCAGUGCAAAAGGGACUGCGAGCAGGUGAAAGUUCUUGCACUUUGCACUGGACAGGAGAGCAGAAAUCGUGAUGGAAGCCUGCUCAUAGUGCUCUCUCUGCCUGUGAAGGACCUUGCAGGUCCAGAUUGUGUAAACCCUCAUGGUUGCCUGUCUAAUCACAUCCUCCAAGUGUCCAAAUAUGAAGUUCCUCAUCCAGUUGAGUCUUGUGUUCUGGGAGUCAGUGAUGUCUUUGCUUACUGCCACAGGAAGAAAACUCUUCAGCGAUUUCAACUUCCACAGGGCACAGAUGGUGUUUCCAGUCAGCAGUCAGUCCAGCUGAAACCGGAGCAGGAAGUGAGGGGUCACCCUCUGGGCCCUGCCUCUCUUGUUCUGUCUCCACAUCAAUUAUGGCUGGCUUCUGUAGGCAGAGAUGGCCUUCUGUGCAUUCGAGAAACUGCUUCUAUGAAGCAGUACGUCGAGCUGCAAUGUCAUUCAUGCCGUGAUGGUGGGGCACGGAGUGUAUCGUUCUCUACAGACAGCCAGACACUCCUGACUGCCGGCUUUAAAGAUGGCUCUCUUGUGUGCACUGAUCUCAGAAUCAAAGGUGUUAAUGCUGGUAAGGUGAAUGAAGCUACUCAGCACAGCCUGUCUAUGCAUCAUUUCGAGAAAAAAAUAUUCAGUAAAGAGAAUGCCGUCCUCAUCGACUGUCCUGAAUGGGAACAAAGGUCUACAGCUGGCACUGAAAAACAAGAGGAAAGUGAGGUCAGUGUUGGAGCAGAGACUGUGGAUGUGACAGAGCGUGAUGAGAGUUAUCACAACCUGCUGUCUGCUCCACCUUCAGUCCCCACCUGGCUGGAAAGCAAAAGAGAAGCGGUUAUAAAAGCAGACAAUGAGCAGUACUCCGAGACAAAGAAAAACCUGAGGAAAGCCAUCAAAGAACUACGAGACACUGUCCAAAACAUGAUGCGCGAAAAUGAGAGCCUCCCUGAUAUCGAGCGUCUGGAACAAGACGAGUUCAACCUGGAUGUUGAGGAGCAGAGGAGACUGGAGGCCAUGGUGGAGGAGGAGGUCAUUCGGGUGAGAAAUGAAAUUGAAUGGGAGAUUUUAGAAAAAUGUUACCUCCGUGACGUCCUCAAGAGAGAAUGCUGGGAUUCCAUGAAGGUCAAAGGCAAGGCCAUUAGGGCCUUCCACUCUGAAUAUGAAGUGAAGAACUACCCUCUGAAGGAGCAAACACAGAAAGAGGUGGAGGAGCUUCGCAGGGUUCAGAAUAUGAGGAAGUUUGAAAAGGCUGCUUGCACUCAGGACAGCGUAAAGAAAAGUUCCAACAUGACCAGUGCGAAGGAGGAAGAGCAGGGGGAGGAAGGCCAAGAGGCAGAGAGUGCUGCUUUAACCGGAAGUUUCUCCACUCAGUUAGGAUAUUCAAAUCCCUACAUCUAUGAUCAGUUCAGUCUGCAAACCACAGAACAGAAGAUCAACCAGAUAAUUCUACUACAGGAUGUGAUUUAUCAAGUCAAGACAGCAUUCAAUGCAGACUUUGAGGCCUUGCACACACAGAAAGUGCAGGAGCUCCGCCGUGUGAGGGAGAGGAACAGACAGAUCAGGGGGAUCAUGCUGGAGCUGGACACGAACGAGAAGCUGUGGGAGCCCAGUCUGACCAACAGCGAGCAGCCAGAGAGGCUUCUCACUGUGGACGACUCUGAGAUAAAAGCAGAAAAGUACCUCACCCCAGAACAGAAAAAGGAGGAGGAGAAGAAGAAGCUGGAAGAGCAAAGACGCCUGGCUGCCAAGGGCGAUAGCUUGAGAGACAGGGCACUGGAUCACAUGAUGGAUGGGGUGCUUGAAGUGAAAAAAGAGGACAUCUUGAAAAUGGAAAUACCUCUGCCUGAGUUUGUUUUGACCAAAGCUGACAUCCACUGGAGUGAAGAGGAGAAAAAAAUCUAUAAAGAGUAUGAAAAGAAGACCAAAGACCUGGAUAAGGAGAAGGAGAAAUACAAAAAGUCACUGGAAACUGAAAUGAAAAAACUGCAAACGUCCACCAAGGAUGCGACCGAGAGGUUUGAUGAAUCUUUGAGAAAGUUGUUUGAGAAGAAACUGAAAUGUGAAAUGACAAUAUAUCAGGAAGAGCUCAAGAUUACUUAUCUUGUCUAUUCAGUUCAGGUGGAAGAGGAGAUGAGAAAUCGAGAGCUGGAGCUCAAGCUUAAACUUGAAAACACUGUGGCACACAAGGAUGACAUUGGGGAAGAGGUGAAGAGACACGAAGAAGAAUUAGAAUUGUUUCAUGAAACCUAUGACAGAAUUGUAGCUGAAGACAAAGUUCUGGACAAAGAAUUCAGGAAGGAGUUCUCUGAUGUGCCAAGCCAUGUGGUCGAUCACCUAUAUAAGUUGUUUAAGCGUAGACCCAGGGUUCAAAAGACGAGGACCCAGACCGACAAUAACUCCCACCUCUUUAAAGAGCAGCAUCUGUGCAGCUCUCUGGCUCCUGAUGCACUCAGCAAAAUGCUGAAGGCCAUGGAAGAGCUGGAUGCUCCAGAGAAUAUACCAGAAGGCUUGAACCUAUCAGUCUGGGAGAGGUUUUGUCUUGUUCGCAGAGCAAAAGUGGAGAGUGAGCAUAAGGUAAAAGUUAAUACUUUGACUCUUGCUGAGAUGCAGGCAUUCCUGCUGAAGAGGAGAGAUGAGGAUAAGAUUGCCCAGCAGGAAAUUAAAAAUCUCUCAGAUGAACUUGAGAGUUUGCAUAAAGAGAAGAACUGUUUCCUGAAGAACAUCAUGGUCCAGGUCCUUCUCAAACAGGGCCAGGUGGAGGUGCCUACCACAGACCUGACUGCUGACUACACUGAUUCUGUACUUCACCACAGGAGUGUGGUGGAGGAGCUCAACACAACCAUCAGGACACUUGGAGAGCAGAAGAUAGCCUCCAUGGUGGAGUGCAAAGACUUCCGUAAGGGCAUCAUCCAGCUGCAGUGGGAGAACAAGAUGUUGGGGAUGCAGAUUGAAGAUCUCAACAAUAAGGCGAGGGAUAUCCAGAUGUUACGGCUGUCUGAAGAGCAGCAGGAUUAUCUCAACAAGACAGAUCGAGACAGUUGUGUGUCCAAGCAAGUUUCCAUUCUGGAGAAAACUAUAGCUUUUCAGAAAAAGACUCAUCUGCAGAGUGUGGAGCAUCGAAUGAAAAAGAUUGCACAGUUUAACAGACAGGCAGCAAAGAAAGCAGAGAAGAACGCAGUUGUAGAAAAGCAGCUACCUAACAUGGAGGUGACUGUGGCAGAGAGGAGACACAUCUAUGAAGCAAUAGCUUCUGAGGAAAAUGAAGCAGCUAAAAUCGAAGAGCGCUACCAGGAAAUCGUUCAGAGGAGGAACUUGGAAGACCUUGCCCGAACACAGGCGGAGGAACUGACUUGUCUCAUGGCAGAAGUCGAGCGUUUGAGGAUGAAAAACUUUCCUUCACUUGAUAAACUGAAACACAACUGAACAAAAAAAAAAAAAAAAGGAAUCUCUUCAACAGAUAACACAGGUUUUAUUUACAUUUCUCUUUGUGCACGUUAACUAAACAUGCAAUUUACAAACGUACAACUUUACAACAGCUGAAAACGGUUUAUCAGCAACAA
Molecule: messenger RNA, 5244 nt
Organism: Scatophagus argus
Lineage: Eukaryota; Metazoa; Chordata; Actinopteri; Scatophagidae
Gene: cfap43
Product: cilia and flagella associated protein 43
Exons: 38
Coding region: 128-5107 (1659 amino acids)
Biological process (GO): sperm axoneme assembly; cilium assembly
Cellular component (GO): axoneme
Molecular function (GO): protein binding
Source: RefSeq, a predicted model, not a curated record